AUGGAGGUAGAAUUUUCUAUAAGGCGGCCUAGAAUAUAAUUUUCUUCAAACUUUCCUUCCUGUCUCUCUUGCUGUCUGUCUCUCCCGCGCAGAAAAUCUGAAGCACAUGGAUCCAAACAAGGAAGAAUUUCUCAAAGAAUUCGGUGCGGAUUACGGAUACCCAAACGGCCCCAAGACUAUCGACGAAAUCCGAGCUACUGAGUUCAAAAGAUUAAAUGGUCGGAUUUUCUUUUUCUCGAUUACAAGGAACUCGAUACUUUCAAAGUUUCACUUUUUGUUUUUAUUUUUUGGUCUUGUAUACUUGGAUCAUGCUGGGGCUACUCUGUACUCUGAGUUGCAGAUGGAGGCAGUCUUCAAAGAUCUCGCCACUAAUGUUUAUGGAAAUCCUCAUAGCCAAAGUGACUCCAGCUAUGCUACUUGUGACAUUGUGAGGGAAGCCCGACAGCAGGUCCUUGAUUAUUUCAAUGCAUCCCCAAAAGAAUACAAAUGCAUAUUCACUUCUGGGGCAACUGCAGCAUUAAAGCUAGUUGGGGAGGCAUUUCCAUGGAGCGACCAGAGUUGUUUUAUGUACACGAUGGAAAAUCACAAUAGUGUACUUGGGAUCAGAGAAUAUGCUCUCAGUCAAGGUAGUGCAGCCUUUGCAAUAGAUAUUGAAGAGUCUUUGGACCAUUCUAGGGGCAAUCUAAUGUCUGUCAAGGUAUCCCAGCACCAAAUACAAAGGAGAAAUGAAGCAAGAUUCUUUGAAAAAGAGCCAACAGGUGGUGCGUAUAACCUAUUUGCCUUUCCCUCAGAGUGUAAUUUCUCAGGAUUGAGAUUCAGCCUUGACUUGGUGAAGAUUAUUAAGGAAGAUUCAGAUAGAAUUUUGGAAGGCUCUCCAUUUUGCAGUGGACGCUGGAUGGUUUUAAUUGACGCGGCAAAGGGUUGUGCAACACAAACACUUGAUUUAUCAAAGCAUCCUGCAGACUUUGUUGUCAUCUCCUUCUAUAAACUAUUUGGCUAUCCAACUGGGCUUGGAGCUCUCAUCGCUAGAAAUGAUGCUGCAAAGUUAUUGAAGAAAACUUACUUUAGCGGAGGCACAGUUGCUGCCUCAAUUGCUGACACCGACUUUAUUAAAAGAAGACAAGAGAUUGAGGAAUUGUUUGAGGAUGGAACUACUUCAUUCUUGAGCAUAGCAUCCAUUCGUCAUGGUUUCAAAAUGCUGAAUUCCCUAACCAUGCCUUCAAUAUCUAGGCAUACGACAUCACUUACCACAUACGUGAGGAAGAUGCUCUUGGCCUUAAAGCAUGAAAAUGGAGCCAGUGUGUGCACACUUUACAGAAGUGACAAUGUGAAGGUGGUAUGUCAUGGUUGGGGUCCUAUUAUUUCAUUCAACUUAAGAAGGCCAGAUAAUUCUUGGUUUGGAUACCGUGAAGUGGAAAAACUGGCAUCCUUAUCUCAAAUUCAGUUACGGGUGCGCAACAUUGAGUGGGAAAGAACACUUGGCUUCCCCCAGACAGGAUGUUUUUGCAAUCCUGGAGCAUGUGCAAAAUAUCUUGGCUUGUCUCACUCAGAUCUUCUUUCAAAUAUUGAGGCUGGCCAUGUUUGCUGGGAUGACUAUGACGUGGUUAACGGAAAACCGGCAGGAGCUGUAAGAGUGUCCUUUGGUUAUAUGUCAACAUAUGAAGAUGCCAAGAUGGCUUACUUAUUAUGGAUGUGGCUACUGAAAUUUAUUGAUUUUGUGAGAACUUCCUUUGUGUCAUUGCCAAAUCAAAUUGGAAGGUACCACUUGAGAGAGAGGCCCAGCUCCUUUCUAAAUGAAGGUCCUAGAAAACUCUUAGCUGGUGGUGUCUUCCUCAAGUCCAUUACCAUCUACCCAAUAAAAUCAUGUGCAGGAUUCAGUGCAGCAAGUUGGCCUCUGAGCAGCACUGGUCUGCAAUAUGAUCGUGAAUGGCUUCUUAAAAGCUUAACUGGUGAUAUUCUUACACAGAAGAAGGUUCCUGAAAUGUGCCUUAUAAGUACUUCAAUUGACCUCCAUCAAGGAAUACUGUUUGUAGAGUCACCACGUUGCAAAGAGAGACUGCAGAUUAACUUUAAAUCAAAUACAUGUAAUGGUAGUACUGGAGAAGACUUUCAUAUACACGGCCAGAGAUAUGAAGGCCGGAGUUACAACAACGAAGUAAAUAUUUGGUUUAGCCAAGCAGUUGGUCAACCUUGCUGUCUGUUGCGGUGUUCAAUGUCCAAUUAUUACUUGAAUAAUAGCAGAUGUGUGGGAAUGCGUAGAGAUGUCCAGAGCAGAUUGAAUUUUGUCAAUGAAGCACAAUUCUUAUUAAUAUCCAAGGAGAGCGUAUCUGACCUCAAUGACAGGAUAAGCUCAAACAUGAAAAACAGUGCUCUUGGGGUUGCAGUUCAAGUCAACCCAAUGAGAUUUCGGCCCAAUCUUGUCAUAUCUGGAGGUGAACCAUAUGCCGAAGAUGGAUGGAGAACUCUUAAAAUUGGAGACAACUGUUUUACGUCACAGGGUGGAUGCAACCGCUGCCAGAUGAUUAAUCUUGUUAAUGAAGGUGGACAAAUGCAGAAGUCAAAUGAGCCUUUGGCUACUUUAGCAUCAUAUAGGAGAGUGAAGGGGAAGAUUCUAUUUGGGAUUCUGCUGAGAUACGAGACUGCGGAUGAAGUAGAGCAGGAAACUAAUUCAUGGCUUCAAGUAGGACAGGAAAUACAUCCAAAUUCCUUUUAAGUUUGAAGAAUAAGCGUGAAAGGUGUAUCCGUGCUAUCUGACAGGGGUGUUACUGAUCUGUUUUGUGAACUUUAUGAGGGCAUUAACAGUUAUAUCCACAAAUCUAAGCAGGUGUAUACAGAAAAUUGCAGAAAAAUACGAGGCAAACGUUGGAAAUAGAAUACUCGUCCUAUGUAGAAAUUAUUCAAAUAAAGUAUUCAAGUUUAUACAGUACAUUCAUUCUUAAGCCAGUUACAGUCUCCUAGGCGAAUGGGAUAGAGGAUUAUAUUCUUUUAAACUUCAUAGUGCAAUAGUGGCUCUAGUUACAUCUCUGAAUUAUCCACACCCAAGGUUUAUACAAAAUAGCUUAUUUGAACAUAGUUGCCAAAUGAAGCCUCUGUAUUUCAUGUGGAUUCA
This is a messenger RNA of Carya illinoinensis, 3109 nucleotides long. RefSeq names its product molybdenum cofactor sulfurase. Gene Ontology annotation, molecular function: molybdenum ion binding; pyridoxal phosphate binding; molybdenum cofactor sulfurtransferase activity. The coding region runs from base 107 to 2713 and encodes 868 amino acids. The record is from RefSeq and is a predicted model, not a curated record. Gene Ontology annotation, biological process: Mo-molybdopterin cofactor biosynthetic process. NCBI's taxonomy places the organism in Eukaryota, Viridiplantae, Streptophyta, Magnoliopsida, Fagales, Juglandaceae. The transcript has 24 exons.